Molecule: messenger RNA, 4404 nt
Organism: Pomacea canaliculata
Lineage: Eukaryota; Metazoa; Mollusca; Gastropoda; Architaenioglossa; Ampullariidae
Product: innexin unc-9-like
Exons: 4
Coding region: 741-1979 (412 amino acids)
Source: RefSeq, a predicted model, not a curated record
AUAAAAAGUUAUCGGACUUAAAUAAUAACCUUCGGCCCGCCACCUUGUGUGUGAUGUGAGAUUUGGCCCGCUGGGUAAUUGAGUUUGACACCCCUGCUUUAAAGUCAUUUUUCGUCAUUUAAUUUACUAUACGGUCUAUACCCAUCGAGUUCAUAUUUUUUUUUAAAAAAGAGGCGGAGAAGAGGGGAGAAGAGCAGGGCAUACAUGCGAUCUCCUUAUAAACAAACUAUUGUCACCGCCAGCCUUCAUUUAAACGGAUAUACAACUGACAAUUAGGGAUUGGCAGUGACACAUCGCCGUCCAUUGUGCAAGUACAGUACAUAUAAUUACAUGUAGGUCUACAAGCUACAAUUAAUUAAACGACGCGGAUUUAUGAAAUUUUAUAGUGAUUUUGUGCAAAUUGUCAAUCGCAGGAAUCAAAGAGUGGUGAUCGAGCUACUGAAAGGACUUAUGUCAUUAGUAAAUGUACAACAAUCAUAGAGAUAGUUUUACCACCCACGUGCAGCCAUAGAGUAACAAUCACAACUUGUGCAGUAGGUGCAGGGAGUGUAUGUAUAUCUGUAGGUUGCUCAAGUGCGCAUGCUCGAGUGAUUGGCGCAGUCUUCCUGUGGAAACAAAAUGUGGUAUGUGUGGCACUUUCACAGAGAAAGUUAUGAUUCUACGUUUUCCAUGUGAAAAAAAAACCAACAGUGAAAUCAAAGGCCAGUAAACAGAGUCGGAAGUAAUCCUGCUUGAGAAUAAUGGCAAAACUAUUGGGCAGUUUGCUCCUUCAGUUCUCUGACAUUGGAGGGCAAAGAAUCCAUGAUGAUGAUGCUGUGGAUCAGCUGAACCACUGGGCCACUGUAGGCCUGCUUAUGGCACUAGCAUUGGGAACUGGGGCCAAACAGUUUGUUGGCACACCUAUCCACUGCUGGUUACCAGCUGAGUACAAACACAAAAUGUACCAAGGGUAUGCUGACAGCUACUGCUGGAUAAAUAGUAUGUACUAUAUUCCUUUCAAUGAGGCUAUUCCAUUUAGCGAAGAGGAUCGAUGGGAGUUUGACUUCAACUUUUACAGGUGGGUGACAGUGAUGUUUCUGAUACAAGCCCUCUUGUUCAAGCUUCCCAAUUUGAUCUGGAGUGAGCUGAAGGGCUAUUCUGGCCUUAAUGUCGAAAAGAUUGUUGCCAUGGUACAAGAAACAUCAGUGAUGCCUGAAGAAGAGCGUGAAAAGAAACUUAGCCAUGUUGCAGUGUUUAUGCAUCACUGGUUACAAACUUACCAGCAGUACCGAUUCAGUGUUAUUACUUAUUUUCGUGAGAAAUUUUCACGCCUAUUUUUCUGCUUUGGAAAGCGUACUGGCACAUAUCUCACCGGCCUGUACAUGUUUGUGAAGAUUCUAUAUGUUGGUAAUAUCAUUGGCCAGUUUUUCUUCUUGUCAGCAUUUUUGGACUGCAACUACUGGAGCUUUGGUGUCAAUGCAACACAAGAGUUUUUCAACAAAGGAAAAUGGCAGGAUCAUGUCACAUUCCCAAGAAUAGGCUUGUGUGAUUACAAAAUUCGACAGAUGGCCAAUGUCCAGACAUUUUCUGUCCAGUGUGUGCUGUCAGUGAAUCUUUUUCUGGAGAAGAUAUACCUGCUUUUGUGGUUUUGGAUGAUUGGUCUGCUUGCAGCCAAUGUGAUAAACCUUGGAAUGUGGUUCACUGAUAAUGUGCUACCAGGGCGUACAGAACGUUUCAUGGGUCAGUAUGCAAAGCUACUGGACAUUACUAAUUCCAGUGACAAGACACGUUUCAAGAUAUUUGUUUUCAACUAUCUCCGUAAUGAUGGUGUGUUUAUCAUUCGCAUGUUAGCUAAAAAUUGUGGUCACAUACCCUCUUUGGAUCUUGUGAAACAACUCUGGAUCACAUUCAGCAAGGAUCUUGAAAGACGAGAUCGCAGACAUGCUCAAAAUGGUACUCCCAGGAUGUUGCCAAGUGCUCCAGGAGAACUUGAAAUGUAGAAUUGUCAGCAUCAGUGAGCAGACAGUUUGUCUUUGGCUUAAAACCAACCUAAAAAUUUGAAGUCUGCAAAAGGAAAUCAAAAGGAACAGGAAUCAGAAAAACCAUGAAGUCUUGAUUUUUGUGGAUGAGAGAGAGGACCCACAAGUCCUGGUGUUCAGUUGUAUAGAAAACAUUUGUCCACAAAAAAAUGUUCAAUUUAAUAGAAAUCACUACAAAACAUUACAAUUUAUAAUACUUCUAAGUAUUAAAUGAGUUUACUUUUAGUUUUCUUUUUAAACAAGCCUUAUUCCAAGCUUUAAUAAGUGCUAAUCAAGUGAAAGAAGAAGCAGAAAAGCUUGUAAGCUUUUCACUGUGCAGCCAGCUAGCAUUUUGGCGGCUGGGUUUUAAACUAUAUUAUUGAUAAAGUAAUAAUAAAAAAUCUGUUGUGUUAGAGCAUUUCUGAUGUUGGAAAUGCAUUUUAGUUGCAAGCAGCUGAUAACAGUUAUUUUUCUGUAAUUAAGUUUUUCACAAUCUUAAGUGUUCACGUCAUAUGCAGAAAUUGGAUGUGCAAUAUGUUGUAAGGUUUUGUGCAUCAGAUAUGCAUGAACAAUGUAAAGAACAAAAGGGCAUUAUAAGGUUGAAGUAGGAGAAGACAGAAGAGCCAAAAGUUCAAAUUAUAUACACAACUGCAGCAAUGUAAAACUUUAACUUGCUGAAGGGUGUAAGUUAACUGUAGUAUGUUUUAUUUAUUUUUUUUAACUUAAAAUGCUAAAUUUUUUUUCUAUCUGUAACUUUUUUGAAAAUAAUUAUUUUGAAAUUUAUUUUGGUAGCUAUGAAAUUGCUCUCCAUAUAAAUGUAUGUGUGAGGGGAAGUAACUAUUUUGUGUGCCUUUUAUAAAGGCAGUUAUGAGCAGAGCCAAUUGAACUUGCAAACUUUUAUCCAUUUCCAUUAGUUUUCGCAAGUAGCUCAUUAGCAUAUUAUGUCUUUAAUAUGUAGCUCCAUGCAUAUCAUGUCUAAUCAUUUUAGUUAGCCAAUGAUGCAUUUGUUAAAUAUUUUGUUUGUACCUGCUUCUUGAUCAAAAGUACUUUAUACAAAAGAGAGGCUUUAAUAAAUUUUGUUUAGAAUGGAUUACAACAGCAAUAGUUGUUCCAUUUUAAUCCUGUUGUCAAGAAAACUGGUGCUUUUUAAUGUCUUUGUUAUUAUUAUUAUUAGAUGUACCAUGGAAAAAGUUAAUGCAUUGUUUUUAUUCUGAACGUCUCUACAUAGCUAGUUAGCAGCAAACAUGAUUUUACCAACUGGUAGAUUAUGUACAAUAGGGGCAAGCAAUUUUUAAAUGUGCAUUUGCAUUCUGCUUUAACUUUCUUGAUGAAUAUCCACUAUUACUUAGCUUCCACAAACACUGAUCUAUAAUAGAAAGCUUAUUAAACUGGUCUGUUUAAGAAAAGGAAAUAGUUGUGUGUACUGUUUACUUGCAGUUCAUCAUCUUUUCAUUCACUACUAGCUUUUAUCUUUUGAUGAACGAGCUUUGCCCUCUCUAACUCUAGCAUUUGAUAAAGGGGAGAUGGGUUGGGUUAUCUCUCACAGUCUCAGGUAAUUAGUACCUUCUGUUGAAAAACUGUUUCACCUUACACUUUUAAAAAAGUUAAUGUGCUUAGAAGUCUCACACUAGUUGUAGUAGUAAUCUGUGAUGUCUGAAAUUAGUGAUGAGGUAAAUCUGUUCUUCCACUGACCACUCUUUUUUUUUUUUAAAUCAGAACACUUUUUGUGACAACAAAUUAACGGCACUAUUAACAACCCAACCAAUGUGAGUUUAAUUUUUAGUUUUGGGUUAGCUUCUGACUCAAACUCUGAAAGUUUGCUGCUGACCUACAGUUGGAUUUACAAUUGUUUUGAAAAUUUUGUUUUUAAGAACUGUGUAUUCAAAAGCAGAAUUGGUGGAUAAGCAUCUUGACAUUUUUCAUAUGUCAUCAGGAACAAAUUAUUCCUGCAAUGGGAACCAAAUGAAUCACCCCUUAAAAUGCACAAUGCUCAUUGAUAUUUUAGUAAUUGUAAUAUUUUGCAUUCAUUAAAAAUGCUAUAGAUUUACAAUCUUGUAUUUACAGAUUAACGUAACUGUAAAAAAAUUGCUUCUAUGGAAAAUUUUUUUAAUUUCAUAUUUUGUCAACAUUCAUAUUCAAAAGUUUGUAUGUGAUCUGUUAUUCAUAAUACGCUUUUUAAAAUGGGGUAAAAGGCAUUUUUUACCCAUUUGUUUUUUUCUUGGUAUGCUCCUCCACAUUCAUGGUAGUAAAUAUUUGUCUUUCUUUGCGAGUAGAACAUGCAUGCAUUGACAGUUACAUCAGUUGUUACUUUUAUAUGCUUAAGUGCAUAAAAUCUGCUCCAUGAUGUGCCAAAAUAUAAACUUGUACUAAAUGUUAUUUGUCAAUAAAUUGCACACUUAUGAAUUGG